AUGUCGUGUAAUCCCACCCUUGCGAUCAAGAUGUGGGCCCUCAUGUUUCUGCUACUUGUGGGCAUUGCCCGAGCAGCCACACCCAAUGCCAUGCUUCGUGGUAUGCCUUCUCUCCCAAAAAUUUCAGUGCCAGAACGUUCGUUCACUUCGCCGAAUGGCACAAUACUCCCAAACAUUACGACUGCCUAUUAUUUUGACCAGCUCAGAGACCACAAUAAUACAAACCUUGGAACAUUCAAGCAGCGAUACUGGAUGAACUGGGAGUUUUAUGAGCCUGGCGGUCCCAUUAUACUGAUGACGCCUGGAGAAGUGAACGCAGAUGAUUAUCAAGUCUACAUUACGAAUGACAGCAUCAACGGUCUUAUUGCUCAACAACAAAAAGGUGCAGCCAUCCUCAUUGAACACCGUUUCUUUGGUUUUUCAAAUCCAUACGACAACCUCACGUCACAAUCUCUGGCUCUCCUCACUGUUCAGCAAGCUAUCGAUGAUUUAGUAUAUUUCGCCACCACCGCUGACCUUCCCAUGCCUGGGGGUGAUGCUGUGAAACCAAGUCAAGCACCAUGGAUAUUGGUCGGAGGAAGCUACUCGGGAGCCCUUACCAGUUAUACGAUGUAUGGUGAUCGACUCAAAGCAAACCGGGAAUCUUCUGGGCUGGAUAUUUAUCUUCUGCUACUGUGGAAACGAUCACGUAUUGACUAUUAUGAUUAUUUCACCCCUAUUCGCGAGCACAUGCCACAGAACUGUUCUUUCGAUAUACAGGCAGUGAUCGCCUACCUGGAUGGGAUGUAUGCGGCUAAAGACACAGCUGGAAUCAAGACGCUCCAGGAGACAUUUGGCCUCGGCGGUCUUGAUCAUGUUGCCGAUUUCGCCACCGCACUUGAAAUCAACCUAUGGGAUUGGCAAGGUCUGGAACCUUAUAUCGGCCCCAAAUCGAUGUUCUAUGAGUUCUGCGAUGCACUCGAGGUCAAGGACGGUGUCAAUGCCGGACCUGAGGGAUGGGGAGUUGAUCAUGCUAUUCGCUCUUGGGGCAACUUUUGGAAUACUACAUACUACAGUUAUAAUUGUCCUGGUCAAGAUGUCCAAACCUGUCUUGGGUCGUUUGACCCGACUGACAUCUACUGGACUAACAUUACCGUGAAUAAUGCCAACAGAUCGUGGUUUUGGAUGGUGUGCAACCAAAUCGGUUUCUACCAGACUGGGCCUCCUGAAGGCCAACCUGCGAUCGUGAGCCGCAUCCUCCAGCCCAGUUAUGGAGAGCGCCAAUGUGUAAACAUGUUCCCUGAAGCAUUCGCUUAUCCACCUCAGCCUGCCACAGCAGAGACGAACACGAUGUACGCUGGCUGGAACGUGAAUGUCCCACGUCUCUUCUUCGCCAACGGCCUGCGUGACCCUUGGCGCGGGGGGACUGUCUCUGCUGAUGGGCUGAAUAAGCCUAACACGACUAGCAUGCCGAUCUAUAUGAGCGAUGGAUUCCAUUGCUCGGAUAUGAUAACGAGAAAUGGCAUUUUAGACCCGACUAUCGCGGUCGUGCAGGAAGCAGGAUUAAGGUACAUGAAGGAGUGGCUUGCUGAGUGGACGCCGUCCACGUGA
Molecule: messenger RNA, 1590 nt
Organism: Suillus plorans
Lineage: Eukaryota; Fungi; Basidiomycota; Agaricomycetes; Boletales; Suillaceae
Product: peptidase S28
Exons: 10
Coding region: 1-1590 (529 amino acids)
Biological process (GO): proteolysis
Molecular function (GO): dipeptidyl-peptidase activity; serine-type exopeptidase activity
Source: RefSeq, a predicted model, not a curated record